AUGGUCACCAUCGCCCAAGUACGGCGGUCCAACGCCCAGCUUACAGCGGAGACCGUUCCACGGACAGCCGUUUUCGUCGGCGGAACAUCGGGCAUCGGCAAACUCACUCUCGUCGAGCUUGUCUCCCUCGGCUUCCCCGUAAAGGCGUACGUCGUCGGCCGCAAGGCCACCGAGACCGCCACGAAGCCGCUGCUCGAGGACCUGAGCCGGAGGAACCCGUCUGCCGAGCUCGUCUGGGUCGAGGGUGAGGUCUCGCUCCUCUCCGAGACGAAGAGGAUCUGCGAGUGGAUCAAGGCGAGGGAGUCGCGGCUCGACUUCCUUUGCCUGACGGCGGGGUAUGCCCCCUUUGGCGGGAGGAACAACACAGUGGAGGGGCUGGACGUGACGCACGCGCUCGAGUACUAUGGCCGCAUGCUCUUCACGCUGCACCUGCUCCCCCUCCUGCGCGCCGCCCCGGCGGCGCGCGUGCUCACCGUCCUCGCGGGCAGCAUGCUCCGCGGCGGCGGCGGCGCGGGUGGCCUCCUCCUGGACGACCUCAACCUCGAGGGGCCGGGGGCCUUCGGCGGCGUGCGGACGCAGACGCACAUGGCCGUCAUGAACACGCUCUUCCUCGACCGGCUGUCGGCGGAGCCGGGCAACGAGGGCGCCGUCACCUUCGUGCACAACUGGCCCGGGGCCGUGGACACGGGCAACAUGGUGCGGUACCACGUGCCGAGCCUCUGGUCGCCGAUACCGCUGACGGCCCUGCUGCGGCCGCUGUUCCUGGUGGUGGGGUUCAGCGAGAAGGAGGCUGGGGAGAGGCAUCUCUACGUCGCGACGAGCGGGGGGAUCGGCGGCGGCGACGGGCCUCGGGUCAUAGACGGUGGUGAGAGGAAGGGAGGGGGAAGGAGGAACACGAGGGGGCAGGAGGGGCGGCGGGGGCUGUUUCUGGUGGACCACAAGUGUGAAGUGGUCGAUAAGAGCGAGAUCAUGAGGGAUUUGAGGGGCGAGGCGCAGAGGAAGGUAUGGGAGAAGACCAUGGAGAUUCUGAGGCCGUAUCUGUGA
Molecule: messenger RNA, 1044 nt
Organism: Colletotrichum navitas
Lineage: Eukaryota; Fungi; Ascomycota; Sordariomycetes; Glomerellales; Glomerellaceae
Exons: 2
Coding region: 1-1044 (347 amino acids)
Source: RefSeq, a predicted model, not a curated record